Molecule: messenger RNA, 426 nt
Organism: Candidula unifasciata
Lineage: Eukaryota; Metazoa; Mollusca; Gastropoda; Stylommatophora; Geomitridae
Source: the annotation of a GenBank genome assembly
AUUCGAUUCAUCUUAAUUCAGAACCGAGCUGGAAAAACAAGACUUGCCAAGUGGUAUAUGCAUUUUGAUGAUGAUGAAAAACAAAAACUUAUUGAGGAGGUCCAUGCAGUCGUUACAGUUAGAGACACAAAGCACACAAACUUUGUGGAGUUUCGUAACUUCAAGAUAGUUUAUCGUCGUUACGCUGGACUGUACUUCUGCAUCUGUGUGGAUGUUAGUGAUAACAACCUGGUCUACUUGGAGGCCAUUCACAAUUUCGUGGAAGUGCUGAACGAGUUUUUCCACAAUGUUUGUGAACUGGAUCUAGUCUUCAAUUUUUACAAGGUGUACAGCGUUGUGGAUGAGAUGUUUUUGGCUGGAGAGAUCCGAGAAACAAGCCAGACUAAAGUACUCAAACAGCUUCUCAUGCUUUCUUCUCUAGAAUGA